CAGGCUCACUUCACCGCCUUCUGGCCUUUGAGCUCUUGCCUAGAGCCCGGCCCGAGGUUUAUCGUCAAGUUGACAGAUUUUGUGCCCCCCGAUAUAUAUUGCCGGUCUUGAGCCAGGCCUCAGACGCCUCUCCCUGGCGCAACAUACCACGUUCGCUACCUCUCAACGGAGUUCACUGUGACUCUAUUUCACUUCUUUCGUUAAUUACAUUACCAUUAAUUCCAAUGGCUGGUCCCGGUGGCGGUCCUCCACGCCGGAGUCACACGAAGUCUCGGAAGGGAUGCGAAACCUGCAAGCGCCGCCAUAUCAGGUGUGACGAGAACUUCCCGCAGUGCCGUAACUGUACGAAGCACAAGAUCCGCUGCCCGUACAAUGACAUGCCUGUCACUGAAGACCGAGCCGGGUCCCCCGACAAGCCGGAUCUCAUGUGGACUCCCGAGAUUGAGGCAACGAUUGAUCAGUGGCAACGUACCGGAAUUUUCCCGUUUCCUAGCCUGAACAUCUAUCCAGCCCCGGCCCCUCAGAGCCUGACGGUUGAGGACCUGAGGUUGAUUCAUCAUGUCGCCUCGAUCAGCCAUGAGAUGAUUGAGAUUGGUGCCAAUGGCUUCACCCUGUGGACCCGGCAGAUUCCAACGAUUAUCAAGAUUGGUGCGACACACCAAUACGUGCUCCAUUCCCUGCUGGCCUUCUCUGCAAUGCACAUCGCUUUCCUCACCGACUGCCCAUUGGUCGGCAACAUUGCCUACGAGCAUCGCGGUAUUGCAUUGAAGGGCCUCCAGGAAGCAAUUGGCACUUUCUCGAAGGAAUCUUCCGACGCUAUCCUCGCCGCAUCCCUCGUCCUCUCGUGGCAAGCUACAGAUUGCUGGACCCAGCUGAUGCAAGGAACCUCAUCGGUUAUUGAGGCCAUGGAUCCUUGGAAGGACGAGUCUCAGUUUGGCGACUUCAUUGCCGAGAGCAGCACGUUUCCGACCGCUCCCCCGUCGCCCGCGCCUGAUCACAAACCCAGCCAGCCAUCCAAGGAGGAUCUCGAUGCGUUCCAGCGAACCCUGCAGCAGUUGCAGAAGGUCGAGAUACACCUCAAGCAGAACCGGGAAGACAUAAAGUCUGUUGUUCAGUUGAUCAGUUUCCUGAAGGGCGCUCGCAAAGUCAGCCCAACGUUAUCGGUCGCCCAACAGUUCGAGCGCCUGCGACCUUUGCGCACGUGGCUAUUCUGGUUGCCAGUCAUGUACCUUCAGCAGACCCAGGGUUCUCCAAGCUCCUUGGUAAUCAUCGCCCACUACUAUACGGUGGCUCUUCUAAUGGAACGUCUCUUUCCUGAGAUUGGCGCCGCAUACUUCGGGAGCUUGACAAUUGGCCCGGUGGAAGAGAUUGCCCGUCGGCUUUUUUCGAAUAACGUAUCGGGUCAGCUAGAAGGAGAUCUGCAGACGCCUCUCACUCUCAUGGAGUUCCCGAUUGAUACCGUCAGCGAAUUCCGCUCUCGCAUGGGAUGGGUCCGGCCCACUCGUACUCAGUCGUUCCCGCAGUUCGAUCCGCCCAACUUCUACAUGGAUGGGGGGUCGCCCAUGGCUAUGCCACCAACGACGGCAUCCGAGUAUCUGCCUUACGGGGGCAAUCUGGCUUUCAGCUACAGCACCGAGGAUUUGUCGAUCAUGGCGUCGGAGGCUGGCCCAAACAGCGCCAUCAGCCCGCUCCAGCUGUCAUCGCCCUUCGCUCAUCAGUAUCUCAGCAUUCCAAGCCCAUCCUACGGAGGGUACAGCCCUGCUUCGAGCACCUUUGGCGACUUUGGCGAGGCAUCCUCGAUUGUUUACAGCGAUGCUGAAGAGUUCGACGCGGGCUUUUCUGCCAACACAUCUAUGCUAGGCGGUGCCAAUGCUUAUGGAGUCGGGUUCGUUACUCCAACCCAGACCGUGUGGAUCUAGAUCUCUGGUCACCACACCGUCUGCCCGGCUUUCGAAAGAGGCAAACGUGAUUGACCAUGGCGACCAGGAAAUCCUCGUUGCUAAGCAGA
This is a messenger RNA of Lasiosphaeria miniovina, 2008 nucleotides long. RefSeq lists its product as uncharacterized. The coding region runs from base 225 to 1919 and encodes 564 amino acids. Gene Ontology annotation, molecular function: zinc ion binding; DNA-binding transcription factor activity, RNA polymerase II-specific. Gene Ontology annotation, biological process: regulation of transcription by RNA polymerase II. NCBI's taxonomy places the organism in Eukaryota, Fungi, Ascomycota, Sordariomycetes, Sordariales, Lasiosphaeriaceae. The transcript is spliced from 8 exons. The record is from RefSeq and is a predicted model, not a curated record.